AUGGCAACGAAAAAGGCGUGCGUGGAUGCGCCCAAAAGGAGCCGGAGUCCGGUCGUGUUGGAGGCGGAGAUGUUCAGUGAAUUUCAGGACUGGUGUCUCCGGACUUAUGGAGACUCCGGUAAAACAAAGACCGUCACCCGGCGAAAAUAUAACAAAAUCAUGCAGACACUGUUGCAGAACGACGAGAUGGAUGGCGUUUAUAUCGACAACAGCCACAUCAACGCCAAAUUCAAAUUUUGGGUGAAGUCUAAAGGAUUUCAGGUCGGGACCAACGUGUUGGGAGAGCACAACAAGAAAGGAGCUCCGGGGAAACCCGUCCUAUAUGUCCCGGUCAAGACAACGUGUUCAGAUGGGAAUUCGGCCCAAGACAACUCCUCACUGAAGCGUGUAGCUGUGGUAGAAGACUUCUUUGACAUCAUCUAUGCCAUGCAUGUGGAGAUGGGUGCCGACCUCGGGAGAGCACCCAAACAUGCAGGCCAAAAGAAGACCUACAAAGCGAUAGCAGAGACCUACGCCUUCCUGCCCAGAGAGGCGGUGACUCGGUUCCUAAUGAGCUGUGGAGAGUGUCAGAAGAGGAUGCACAUCAACCCCAGCACUGCAGAGUUCAAAGAAAAUGACAGACCCACCUCACUGGUCCCAGACCUCAUUGAUUAUAACAUGCCUCUUACUGCCACCUACCUGAAACAAAUGAAACUGCAGUGCAUGACUGCCACUGAAAGGGAUGACAGUUCGAUGAGCAGCGAGGACAUGAACGGCGUUGAGCCUACAUGGGUGGCAGCUGAGCCGCCCCCCAUGCCUGAGCGCAGUCCACCUAACGGAGAGAGGAUCAGCAACCCAACAGCUGCCAUUAAAGAAGAGGACGAUGACGACUCCUCAGAGAGCGGCAGUGCCAACGGGCUGCCGGCCCUGACCUCCCCGGAGGUGCUGGCUGUGGGUGGGAACCCCCCAGAUGGUGGGGCCCCUUACAGGGAGGUGACAGAGAACGGGCUGAGUGCUCCCCUGGACUUUAGCACCACCUCACCCUCGUCCUCCUCAGAGGAUCAGCAGCCGGUCAUUCUGAGCGAAAGACUGCUGCAGGCGGGCAGCUCGCCACCAAACUCUUACCCCGCAGACCCAAACAGGAAGUACCCCAUCAAAACAGAGUACGCCAACAAGUCCCCUCCUUACAGUUCAGGAAGCUAUGACUCUGUAAAAACUGAACUGAGCAUGAGCGCAGAGGACUUGACCUCUGGUCGGGCACAGAUCAUUGACGACGACGAUGACGAUCAUGACGACCACGAUGACAGCGACAAGAUCAAUGACGCUGAGGGUAUGGACCCUGAGAGACUCAAAGCUUUCAAUAUGUUUGUGCGUCUGUUCGUUGAUGAAAACCUGGACCGCAUGGUGCCCAUCUCCAAACAGCCCAAGGAGAAGAUCCAGGCCAUCAUCGAGUCCUGUAGCCGCCAGUUCCCAGAGUUCCAGGAGCGCUCCCGCAAGCGCAUCCGCACCUACCUCAAAUCCUGCCGCCGCAUGAAAAAGGGCGGUUUUGAGAUACGACCAACACCUCCUCACCUCACCUCUGCCAUGGCUGAGAACAUCCUCGCUGCUGCCUGUGAGAACGAAACCCGAAAUGCUGCCAAGAGGAUGCGGCUCGAUGUCUACCAAGCGGAUGAACCUGCCUCUGUUGACAAGACCAACUCAAAGGACCCGGCCUCUGUGGCCCCGUCCGGGUUCACCAUCUCCAGCGCAGCUUUUGCCCAAGACCAGCUCUACACCAACGGAGGCCUCAACUACAACCUGCGGGGAUACGGGACAGUCGGCAGCAACCAGCAGAACUCUGGUGCUACACAAACCAACGGUCCCACAGAUCUGAGUAUGAAGGCAAUCGCCCCGUCCUCCAGCUCCAACAGUCACGGUCAGGGAGGCGGCGGCGGUGGAGCUUCGGCUCAGCUCAGCCCUCCGGAGGUCACGGCGGUGAGGCAGCUGAUCGCAGGAUACCGGGAGUCUGCUGCCUUCCUGCUGCGCUCAGCAGACGAGCUGGAAAACCUGAUCCUGCAGCAGAACUGAGUCCAAGCCAAACCUUCUCCUAGCCUGUCCAUCUCUGUCGCCCUCGUCAAUCACAUCAGGGCCAGACUUUCACGCAAAGACACAAAUAUCCAUGAGUGAUAGGCCUACUGCAGUGCACUGUGGGUAACGUAGGUACGGUACCUUUACUUAUUCCCACAUGUGUUUAUCUAUGUAUGGACAGGCCAGAACAUAUCACAGGCUGAAAAAAAUGUUUCUUUAUGCAUUUGGUUCACUUUGACCUUAGUGCCCUGUUAUCUGUAGCCAUUCAUCCCAUUCAGUUCAUUUUACCACUUCAACCUCCAUUUGUCUCAGGAAGCGAUGAUCUAUGUGGAAGAAUUAUCUGCAUUGGUGCACAGGGGAGAACCAGAACCUUAAACUAGCUGUGACCAUAAUGCCACAUUGGCUCGUUUAUGCAGAUGUUUGGGCAAAUUAGUAGUUAAAUAGACUUGGUGUCAUUAACUUGUUUCUAUUUUUACUCAAGUGUAAACUAUGCUGUACAGCGGCAUCUUUUGAUUUGGUCGUCUAAACGACAACUCUCCAAAUUCACUUCUGUGUCGGGAAAAAUGUAUUGCUUUCUAAAAGUCUGCAGAUGAAUCACUGCUGAAUCCACUGACUUGUUGAUUUACAGCUACUAAAUGUAGAGAAGGGAAAAACGGGACGGUGUUGACAGUUUUCAUCCGAAAAGUUUGACAGAUCCGUCAAAACUAUAUCUCGGUCUGCUCUGUUGGAUUGGUUUCCAGAUUCUUAGGCGUGUGGUUACAAAGAGACAAAGACUCAUUACCCAACAUUACUUUAUUUUCAGUUAUUUUAUUAUGGAUAUUUCAUAUAUUUCUCAUUACUUAAAAAGAAAGGAGGCUUUUAAGAAGCCUGGGUAUGCAAAUUGAGGUCACAGACGUCAGGGAAACAAAAGGAGAUUAAUAUAUUGUUUAGACUCUUGGUUUAUAACUAGUGCUACUGGAAAAUAGAAAAAAGGUGCAAUAUAGAAGAUAAUCAGUAAUGGUGUGCUUACUGAAAUGACUCUGUCAGACUUGUUGAAGCGUUUUAAGGCAAAAAGGCAGAGUACUUUACCACAAUCUCCUCCCGCUGUAACUGUCAAGUUAUAAAAAAAACAAAACUGAAAUGAUAUCCCAUGCAGCAUUGUAGCCAAUUUCAAUGUUGUUGUUUUUUGUGAAUACUGAUCUUUAUUGCUAACCUCGUAACUGAGGCACUUUUAUGUAUUGGGAUGUCAUUCGUAGUGAUAAGAAAAUGGGACCUGGCAGAAAAAUGAGACUUAAUGUUGCACGUCUUAUUUAUUUAUUUUACUUUAAAGUGAUUUUUUGGGGUCGUUUUGUGAAGGAAUUGUCCUGUGAGUUUUUUUUUUUAAAAAGGAGCACAUUGAGCUCACAUACAUCGGUGUAACCCUAACAUCCACGUGGCUUUACUGGAUGUAAUGUGAGUGUGUGUGGGCUGCUCAGACAAAAAAACGCUGUCCGUCUGUAUCACCCCCUCUGACCUCAGCUGUGUCAAAUUCCCUCUCUCAUCGCCAUCA
This is a messenger RNA of Perca flavescens (yellow perch), 3574 nucleotides long. RefSeq names its product nucleolar protein 4-like a (gene nol4la). Lineage: Eukaryota; Metazoa; Chordata; Actinopteri; Perciformes; Percidae. The record is from RefSeq and is a predicted model, not a curated record. The transcript is spliced from 11 exons. The coding region runs from base 1 to 2046 and encodes 681 amino acids.